AUGCUUUCUUUUGAAAAGAAAUCAACAAUCGGAAGUAUUUCUCGUGUUCUUCCGGCGGAACACAGGUCAUCAAGAGAGUCGACAUUUUGUUCGCUCCUGAGCAAAAUAAACCGUCGAAGGUUGUCUCAAGGCAACUUGUUUAUAAUCAGCGGUAUUCUCUGUCGCCUGACAGUUGCCGGCUGCCGUCAUGUGGUACGAGAUCUGCCGGGCGUCGGCGUCAUGUUCGUGGCUCUGAUCGUUCCGGGCAUAGCAACCACUCACAUACACAUCACCAACGGAGGAAAGGAAAAGAGAGUCGCUCGUUUUCCGUGGCACUGGUAUCUGAUGGAGAGAGACAGGCGCGUGUCGGGAACCGGACAGUAUUAUGACUCCAAGGGACUCGAGAACAUCCACUGACGAACAGAAGCAUGAAAAACCUGAUGAGAAGGAAGUUGGACAUUAAAAGAUUAUAUCUAACAUGCAGCUGUUUAUUUUGUUUAGUCUUUUAAGGCAGUCGUCCCGGUUACCUAUUAAACUGUUCCCACCUGCAAAUCUUCCGAGUUGAAUUCAAAAGGCAACAAACAAGAGAUUGGUGCUUAAAUCAAAUAAGCGUUUUACACGUUUAUACUGUCGCUGGUAUGUCACCUGUACAGGUGACAAUCCAGUGUUGUUCUCAGGAGAUAUAUCUAAUGGAUAAUGUUUUAUCCUGUAAUGUAGUUGGGAUGCAUCUGAAAAGUCUCCUGGUCAAACGGCUGCUUCACAGCCAUUGAAAGACUCCAUUAUAAUUGAAUUGAGUGAAGUAACAGUCUGCCAUUAUAAAUAAGAAAAUACUUAAUCGUAAGAAACUGCUACUCUGUUUUAUCAUUGUUCGGGGAAUGUCUUUAAGACUAUUAAAGACGUCACCUUGAGUUUUGAGGUGUGAUGUGCAUUUUUCAGAAUUUCUCAGUAAAGACUCAAUCCACCCACAGAA
This is a messenger RNA of Cyclopterus lumpus (lumpfish), 949 nucleotides long. RefSeq names its product NADH:ubiquinone oxidoreductase subunit A1 (gene ndufa1). The record is from RefSeq and is a predicted model, not a curated record. NCBI's taxonomy places the organism in Eukaryota, Metazoa, Chordata, Actinopteri, Perciformes, Cyclopteridae.